AUGAUUCUGCCGCGGGAGCACGAGACACCCUUUAACAAGGCCCCGGUGAUACGGGCCAUGGCAGCGUUGCUCAUGGUUAUCACGAUUCUGUCCGCGAUGACCCGACUCAUAACAAGAGUGGUGACCAUCAGGAGACUCAAGGUGGAUGAUUACCUUGUUGCUGCAUCAACAACUAUGGUUGUUGCUCAGUCGGCUGCUGUUAUCGCCCAGGGCGCUAAUGGACUGGGCAAACUGGAGGGCGUGUCCGCGAGUCAGAUCUCUUCCAUAUUAAAGGCCUCAUAUGCUUCCGACGUUCUCUUCAUUGCCGCAUUGCUGCUGGCCAAGAUCUCCGCAACGAGGGCCAUCUGGGACAUGGCGCCACGAGAAAAGAGGCGUUUGAUCUUGGUUACCGAAGCGCUGACUGGCUGCUGGGCACUGUCCUCCAUUGUGGCGUCAAUGUUCAAGUGCUCCCUUCCGGAGCCUUGGGACUACAUCAACGGCCAGUGUUUCAAUCAGUUCGCAUUGUGGAUGUACGUGGAUUGCCUCAACAUUGUCACGGACCUCGCCAUUACUGCCAUCCUCUUUGAGAUGUUUAUGAAACUGAAGACAUCGGCAUCGAAGAAGGCCUUGGUGAUGAGCGUCUUUGGGAGCCGUGUUUUUAUCAUACCUCCUGUCAUGUGUCACAUGUACUUCUUCAAACGCGCGAUCGACUCGAAGCAUCCCAUAUUCGACAUGUGGCAGCCAACAAUUAUAAUACAGGUUAUCCAGUGCAUGAGCGUCAUGGCAACAUGCAUCCCGUAUCUCAAGCCUUUCAUGGACAGCCUGCAAUCUGGACAGAUGAACGCCAGCGAAAUCACCGGAACCAGGACUGCAGGCAGCUACGGAAGAAGCAGGAGUGGCUACACCUCUCAAGGGAGUGGUCUUCGCGGGAACACCGCUAUCGGGCUUACAUCUGUCACCGCAAUGGCCACCAAAGCUUCCCAUAGGAGGCAAAAGUACGAAAUGAUUGACAUGGAUAAGUCUGCGGACCGGGGGAACAAGAAAAAGGCUGCUGGUACUCCCGCAACUGCCGGCGGUUCGUGGGAUGGCCAGAGCCACAAUAGCCAGACGGUGCUUGUUGAGCAGACCUGGAGAGUGGACGUUGAAGCGAAGGCCCCUACUCCUGGAGCUACUUGA
Molecule: messenger RNA, 1155 nt
Organism: Ilyonectria robusta
Lineage: Eukaryota; Fungi; Ascomycota; Sordariomycetes; Hypocreales; Nectriaceae
Exons: 5
Coding region: 1-1155 (384 amino acids)
Source: RefSeq, a predicted model, not a curated record